UUCUCUCUUACUAGUUGUUGUUUCUUACAUUAAAAUCUUUCUCCCAUAAAUACAAGCAAACUCCUACAACAUUAAUCCCAUCAACAUUAUCAAUGGAGAAGGAGAAAAAUCGCGGUCGCAAUAAUAUUAUUCCUCGAUUAUCAGGGAAUUCUCCUCGUUUACUAAGAAGCAAAAGUGGAAUGUCACUCCCAGAAAUUCACAAACUCGACUCUGUUCCACCAAAACUUGUCAAUCGAUCAAAAUCAACCACGAAAUUGCGAUCUAAUAAUAGAGGAGAAGAAAAUGUCAGUCUAAGGAUGAUGAUCAAGAAUAACAAAAAAUCACAAGAAAAUGAUAGUACUUUUGCUAGAUUCUUACAACAACGCGAUGAUGGAGCAAGAUCAACAACAACAACAACGUGUGUUAUUACUAAUAAUAAUUCGCGAUCUGCAUGGGCAUUGUCACCAGGGCGUCCUUUGCCUAUAGUCCCUAAGUCACCUAGCUCGAGGAAGUUGAAAAUUGACGCGUCUAAAGACAUCACUGGUAGUGGUAGUGAUAGUAGUAGUGGUGGUCGUGGUGGUCGUGGUGGUGUUGCUGGCGUUUUAAAAUAUUUUAAGCAAAAAAAAGUUUCACCAGUACUAGAAGAAGAUUUUCAUCGGUAUCGUCUUAUGAAUAAUAGGUUAGUACAAUGGAGAUUUGGCAAUGCUCGUAUUGAGGCUUCUAUGGCUGCAAUCAAGAGGGCUGCACAGAAGAAGGUGUUCAAUGUAUGGUUAAGGAUCUCAAUUAUGAGAAACUUUAUUGCUGAGAAGAAAAUUGAAGUCCAAAAAUUGAAGCAUGAUAUAAAAAUAAACAAUAUAAUGAACUCUCAAAGUUGUCUACUUAGGGAGUGGCAAAGAAUAGAGUUGAAAAAUUCUGAAGCCAUUGGUAGGGUGGCCAGAAAAUUAUCAGCAAUUUCUCUCUGUCUUCCACUUGUUGAUGGAGCUGAGGCAAAAGUUAUGUCGGUUUAUGAUGCUAUGAUCUCGGCUGAGGAAAUUAUGGACAGUAUCCAGGAUUUAAUUAUGAAUAUGCAGUGGCAGGUUGAGCAAUCAUGUUAUUUGCUCACACAACUUAUAGUAAUUUUAAAGCAGGAGGAAGAGUUCUUGGAAGAGCUAGAGAGUCAUUUAAAAACAGUUGAUUCUUUAGAGGUAGAAGAGGAAACCCUGAGAUUACAUUGUAUCCAGUUGGCUAAAGAGAGGACAACAAAAUGGGAAGGAGCUUGAUGUUGAAGACUUUUUUCUUAUUACCCAACACACAUUUUUGAAAUCCACUUAAUAUCAUUAUGUUUUUGUUGCAUUUUGUAACCCUUAACAUCAAUAUCCAUUUGUUAGUUCACGAGUUUAUGACAACUACGAAAUAAUUUCACA
Capsicum annuum is the source of this 1382-nucleotide messenger RNA. Its product is annotated as QWRF motif-containing protein 7. NCBI's taxonomy places the organism in Eukaryota, Viridiplantae, Streptophyta, Magnoliopsida, Solanales, Solanaceae. Gene Ontology annotation, cellular component: nuclear microtubule; cytoplasm; centrosome. The transcript has 5 exons. Bases 93 to 1238 code for a protein of 381 amino acids. Gene Ontology annotation, molecular function: microtubule binding. The record is from RefSeq and is a predicted model, not a curated record. Gene Ontology annotation, biological process: centrosome cycle; spindle assembly.